Messenger RNA from Mesitornis unicolor (brown roatelo), 2969 nucleotides. RefSeq names its product bromodomain containing 8 (gene BRD8). The transcript is spliced from 20 exons. NCBI's taxonomy places the organism in Eukaryota, Metazoa, Chordata, Aves, Mesitornithiformes, Mesitornithidae. The record is from RefSeq and is a predicted model, not a curated record. Gene Ontology annotation, molecular function: protein binding. Gene Ontology annotation, cellular component: NuA4 histone acetyltransferase complex. Bases 74 to 2620 code for a protein of 848 amino acids.
GCACAAGCUGCUGAGCGCCGGCCCCACGGAGCCCUGGUCCAUCCGCGAGAAGCUCUGCCUGGCCUCGUCCGUCAUGCGGAGCGGGGACCAGAACUGGGUCUCAGUCAGCAGAGCCAUUAAACCUUUCGCAGAGCCAGGACGCCCGCCUGACUGGUUUUCCCAAAAGCACUGUGCAUCUCAGUACUCAGAGCUCUUGGAGACUACAGAGACCCCUAAGAGAAAACGUGGUGAGAAGGGAGAAGUUGUGGAAACUGUGGAGGAUGUUAUUGUGCGGAAGCUGACUGCAGAACGAGUUGAGGAGUUGAAGAAAAUUAUUAAAGAAACACAGGAGAAAUACAGGCAACUAAAGAAAGAUGCAGAGCUGAUCCAGGCUGGACACAUGGAUAACAGACUGGAGGAGCUGUGCAACGAGAUUAUGAUAAAGAAGAAAAUGGAGGAGGAGGAGGCAGAAGUCAAGAGGAAGGCUACAGAUGCUGCUUAUCAGGCUCGUCAGGCCAUUAAGAAUCCACCACGACGAUUAACGGGCGUGAUGGUUCGCUCCCCUGCAGGCUCAACCUCCCCAGGGGGAGACUAUGCUAUGGGAGAUCUGUCUCAGCCUGCUGUGGACGAGGCCAGUCCAGGGGUUGGUGAAAAUGAAGUGACAGUGGCUUCUGGUCACAUAAACAGCUCGGGAGUGCUGCUGGAGGUAGGAAGCGUCCUUCCAGUGCUGCACAGUGGGGAAAUGCAGUCGGCACCUGGUGCUGUCCCUGCAUCUCCUGCUGCUUCAGGUGCUCCUACGCUUUCCCGGCUUUUAGAAGCUGGUCCUGCACAGUUCACCUCACCUCUUGCUUCCUUCUCCGCUGUUGCCAGCGAACCUCCAGCUAAGCUCCUGCCACCCCCAGUAGAGCCUGUGUCCCAGGCUACCAUUGUCAUGAUGCCCACGCUCUCAGCACCAUCCGUUGUGCCACCAGCUGCGACUCCAGAAAGCGUAGCCACAGUGAGCCAGCCAGAAGCCUGUGUUUCCAUGGAGGCAGUGUCUGAUUCCCAUACCGUAACAGUGUCCAUGGACAGCAGUGAAAUAUCCAUGAUCAUUGAUUCCAUCAAGAAGGAGUGCUUGGGUUCUGGGGCUGGCGGCACUGCAGGGUCUUCCAAAGAUCACUGCAUGGAUGGGAAAGAAGACCUGGAUUUGGCUGAGAAGAUGGAUAUUGCAGUGUCCUAUACAGGGGAAGAGCUGGACUUCGAUACUGUUGGGAAUAUUAUAGCCAUCAUUGAGGACAAGGUAGACGACCACCCUGAAGUCCUGGAUGCAGCAGUUGUUGAAGCUGCUCUGUCUUCUUUCUGUGAAGAUACUGAUGACCCUCAGACCCUGCCUGGCCCAUGGGAACACUCAAUUCAUCAGGAGCACGAGAAACAGGCCCAGAUACCCCAAGUGUCUGUGACUGUGAAGCAGGAGAGACUGGAGUGCGAGGAGCCAGAGGCAAAGGGAAUUCGAGACCUAAUGGGUAUUGGCGAGCUGGGUUCAGAAAUAAAGACAGAACCUGUAGAGCAGGAGCAGAACCAGCUGGGACCUGAAGAAACCAUACCAGCAACUGCAAGAGUGACAGAAACACCAGAGCUUAGAAGUCAAGAGAUAGAAGACGAUCAAAGAGCGGCUGUAGCAGCAGGAGAGACUUCUGAAAUUGAGAUAGAAUCAGCCAAGGGAGAAGAUGCAGUGCACAAUACGGUGAAGACAGAGACCCCACCUGAUGAUGAUUCAUCCCCUCCACAAGUCCCAAAUGUGAGUGAAGACUCCUCACAGGCUGAUGUUCAGCACAAAUUUGAGCUGUCAGAGUCAAUAAAGGAGGAGGCCCAAGCCCUGUUUAGGAGUCAGAUGAAGGAUGGGCAGGGUGAAGAGGAUGAUGAGGAUGGUGCCAGUGAGGCUGCCAGUUUGGAGGAACCCAAAGAAGAGGAUCAGGGUGAGGGAUAUCUAUCAGAGAUGGAUAAUGAACCCCCUGUGAGCGAGAGCGAUGAUGGCUUCAGUGUCCAUAACGCACCUUUACAGUCUCACACGCUAGCCGACUCCAUCCCCAGCAGCCCAGCCUCCUCACAGUUCUCAGUGUGCAGUGAGGACCAGGAAGCAAUACAGGCCCAGAAGAUCUGGAAGAAAGCCAUCAUGCUAGUUUGGAGAGCAGCAGCUAAUCACAGGUACGCCAAUGUCUUCCUCCAGCCUGUAACUGAUGAUAUAGCACCAGGCUACCACAGUAUUGUGCAGAGGCCAAUGGAUUUAUCUACCAUCAAAAAGAACAUUGAGAAUGGGCUGAUACGAACCACAGCAGAGUUCCAGCGUGAUAUUAUGCUGAUGUUUCAGAAUGCAGUGAUGUACAACAGCUCUGACCACGAUGUGUACCACAUGGCUGUGGAGAUGCAGCGAGAUGUCCUGGAGCAGAUCCAGCAAUUUCUGGCCACGCAACUGAUCAUGCAAACAUCAGAGUCAGGGAUCAGUGCAAAGAGCCUGCGUGGGCGAGACUCCACUCGCAAGCAAGAUGCAUCAGAGAAGGACAGUGUCCCAAUGGGCUCUCCUGCCUUCCUUCUCUCUCUCUUUGAUGGGGGCACCAGAGGGCGUCGCUGUGCCAUCGAGGCAGACAUGAAGAUGAAGAAAUGAUGCUGCAGGCACACACAGAAUCCCAGCACCUGACAUCCAGAGCUGGAGUGUAAGCAAGAUGCAGUUAACCGCUGUUGGAGGAGGAAUUAACGCUGCAGGUCGCUUUCUGGGACCUGGUCCACCUUCUUCGCUUGCCCCUCUGGAAAGCAGUGUCUCGUCGGAAUAUGUAACCCAAAGAAACUUCCCUGGAGGGGAAGACUAGCCCCCCCUGCCUGUUUUAGGGCAGUCGUCUUGGGCUUCAUCAGUGUUCUGGUGUUAGCUAGCAACUGGUGGCUCGUAUGUACUGUAAUGUGAAGUGUACAGAUUUUUACUAGUGAUGUGUAAAUGUGUAUGUAUAUUAAAGUCUGGG